Miniopterus natalensis is the source of this 2321-nucleotide messenger RNA. NCBI's taxonomy places the organism in Eukaryota, Metazoa, Chordata, Mammalia, Chiroptera, Miniopteridae. The record is from RefSeq and is a predicted model, not a curated record.
UAUCGCACCCGGACGCGAGCCUUGAGCUGCACUCGCUGUUGAAACUACACUACCCAGGUCUCCAGUGGUAACCCGUGACACUCCUUGGACCGCGAGAGCUGGGCUGGGUUUCAACUGCUUGCCUCUUGUUCGCUAGCUCAGACCCGGCCCAGGACCUAGCCCCAGACUCGGACACAGCUUCACCAUGGAGGAGGCAGACCGAAUCCUCAUCCAUUCCCUGCGCCAGGCCGGCACGGCAGUUCCUCCAGAAGUUCAGACCCUGCGAGCCUUCACCACUGAGCUGGUUGUAGAAGCUGUUGUCCGCUGCCUGCGUGUGAUCAACCCUGCUGUGGGCUCCAGCCUUAGCCCUUUGCUGCCUCUUGCCAUGUCUGCCCGUUUCCGCCUGGCCAUGAGCCUGGCUCAGGCCUGCAUGGACCUGGGCUAUCCUUUGGAGCUUGGCUACCAGAACUUCCUCUACCCCAGUGAGCCUGACCUCCGGGACUUGCUUCUCUUCUUGGCUGAGCGCCUACCUACAGAUGCCUCUGAGGAUGCAGACCAGCCUGCAGGUGACUCAGCUAUCCUUCUCCGGGCAAUUGGGAGCCAAAUUCGGGACCAGCUGACCCUGCCCUGGGUUCCACCCCUCCUUCGCACUCCUAAGCUGCAGCACCUCCAGGGCUCGGCCCCCAAGAAUCCUUUCCAUGCCAGUAGGCUGGUCAUGCCUGAAUUGAGUUCCAAAGGAGAGCACCGGGAGUUCCAGGCAAGUUCCCUGUUACUACCAGCCCCCACCCAGGUGCCUCAGCCUGCUGGGAGGGUGGCCUCACUCCUCGAAUGCCAUGCCAUCCAGCUCUGCCAGCACACAGACCAGGACCACCCUGGGGACAAGGACUGGGUCCACUGGUCAUCCCGCCUCCCCACCCAGGAGGAUACUCGGGCUCAGCGGCAGCGGCUGCAGAAGCACCUGGCUGAGUAUCUGCGUCAGACCUGGGGCCAGCUGGGCUCCCUGCCACAAGCCCGAGACUUGGGAGAGCUGCUGCAGGCCUGGGGUGCUGGGACCAAGACUGGUGCUCCCAAGGGCUCCCGCUUCACACAUUCAGAGAAGUUCACCUUCCAUAUGGAGCCUGAGGCCCAGGCAGCCCAGGUGUCAGAUGUGCCAGCCACCUCCCGAUGGCCUGAACAGGACACAUGGGCAGCUCAAGAGCAGGAGCUGGAGGCCCUUCAGGAACAGCUAGAGGGAGUGAAUCGCAACAUUGAAGAGGUUGAAGCCAACAUGAAGACGCUGGGAAUCGGCCUUGUGCAGGUGGAGACCGAGUGUCGGCAGACUGAGCUCAGCACAGCGGAGAGGGAGCAGGCCCUGCGCCUGAAGAGCCGGGCGGUGGAGCUGCUGCCAGAUGGGGCUGCCAACCUCGCCAAGCUGCAGCUCGUGGUAGAGAGUAGUGCCCAGCGGGUCAUCCAUUUGGCGGGCCAGUGGGAAAAGCACCGGGUCCCGCUCCUUGCUGAGUACCGCCACCUCCGAAAGCUCCAGGAUUGCAGAGAGCUAGAAUCUUCCCGACGGCUGGCAGAGAUUCAGGAGCUGCAUCAGAGUGUUCGGGCAGCUGCCGAGGAGGCCCGCAGGAAGGAGGAGAUCUAUAAGCAGCUGGUGUCUGAGCUGGAGACCCUGCCCAGAGACGUGUCCCGGCUGGCCUAUACCCAGCGCAUCCUGGAGAUUGUGGGCAACAUCCGGAAGCAGAAAGAAGAGAUCACUAAGAUCUUGUCUGACACAAAGGAGCUUCAGAAGGAAAUCAACUCCCUGUCUGGGAAGCUGGACCGGACGUUUGCGGUGACUGAUGAGCUUGUGUUCAAGGUGUGGGGCAGUCUGGGUCAGGUGGAGGGGUGGCCCUUCUCUUCCUGCUGUCCCCAGAACUGCAGCCAGCUCAUCCAGACCAUCGAGGACACGGGCACUAUCAUGCGGGAGGUUCGAGACCUUGAGGAGCAGAUCGAGACAGAGAUGGGCAAGAAGACGCUCAGCAACCUGGAGAAGAUCCAAGAGGACUACCGGGCCCUUCGCCAGGAGAAUGCUGGCCUCCUGGGGCGGGUCCGUGAGACCUGAGGGGCCGCUGGCAUAGGUCUCCCUCACCCCAGGCUUCAGCAGGGAUUGGGGUAUUGGAGGUGAUGGCCAAAUGCUUGCCCUAGCUGUUCUCCGUGUUUGCUGUCCAGCCCCUCCUGCUGUGGCGACUUCUGCCCACCUGACCCCAACCCUUAUCUGGGGUGAACAUUCAGACACUGGGAGCUUGGCUGCAGUUUAUUGGGGAUAGUACUGGGGGUUGGGGCCUUGGAUCCCAAAUAAAUGAGGGGCUCUGUCAGCA